GCAACUCCCAUUGGGAGGCCAGACAUUUGUGCGUCGAACGCAUCUCCAAUAUUGGCGACAGUCAUUGAACUGUACUCCCCAAUGUCCACAACUGCAUCAGUCCACGGGCUACUUCCAUUAUGAGUGUUCCGCCACAGUAAAGCGUGCAAGAUUCGAUAGCUAUAUAAGCCAUGUACAUGGUGGCGGUUGUAAGUCACUGAUCUCCCAGAAUGAACCCUCUCAUCUUUACCGACGCUUUUACAUCGGCCCAUAUCGGUGUCAAACAAUGCUUUUGCGGCAAACCGACGAUCGAAGAUCACGAUUUCUGGUUUUGCUCUCCUGAAUGUGCUCGCGCAGAUUCCUUGCGUACUCUAGGCGGCCAUGGCGACUUCCAUUAUCGCAACAUCAUGCAGAGGGCAUGUACCAACUCGGCUGCUCCAAAGCAUGUGCUAUCGAGGCACAAGUCGGAGCGCCAGCUUCGCAGUGUAUCGAUCGCGAGGCGUGGUUCCGUAUCGCAGCAGGCUCAACAUUCCCCAAAGCCAACGCAGACCCUCCCCACACUGGAAAAGGUUACGACUACUAUUCUUGCUAGAGAAGGCACAUCCGAAGGCAGCGACACUUCUGUCCAUGGUCCUGUCGCGAAGAUUCCAAGAGAGUCAUCGGAAACUGGAGCAAUAUUACAAGAAAUAGAAGAGGAAAACGAGGAAGAGGCUGCUUGGCAGAAACUUGUGAACCGCGCGGAUGAUAGGUCAAAGCCCCCUACCUUGGAUCACCAUGGAGUCGGACAGACUAUUGCUAAUCGGCGAUCACAUCUUAUUCGUCGCUCGGCUUCGUUCGCAUGCUUGGACGAACAAAUUGAAAACUGGGGCGGCGAGAGGGGACCUGUGAUGGAGGUAGUGUUCCAACUUCGUCAAGCGUGGAACGAGAUGACAGAGACAGACAUCAUGCCGGACUUUGAGAGGUCGGACUCGGAUGAGGAGGAAUUAGCCAGCGAGUCAUUUGAAAUGACUUUGAGCUUGAUAUGAAUAUGCCACACUAUGUGUACUAUGUUACUAUGUUACUAUUACUUGUGCUACGACUGGUACAAUAAUUUAUGUAUCUC
This is a messenger RNA of Suillus discolor, 1081 nucleotides long. RefSeq lists its product as uncharacterized. The transcript is spliced from 2 exons. The record is from RefSeq and is a predicted model, not a curated record. The coding region runs from base 210 to 1004 and encodes 264 amino acids. NCBI's taxonomy places the organism in Eukaryota, Fungi, Basidiomycota, Agaricomycetes, Boletales, Suillaceae.